AUGAGUCGAAUCAGUUGUUGGAUGCAGCAAAAGGAGACGCUAGCGGAUCUAUCUCCAUCUGCACCCAAACAACCUUAUACUACUAACAACCUAGGCUAUGAAUUCUUUGACUAUAACACUCGUAGUGAAAAGGAAAGCAGUCAUUCAUUACCCACAAAAGGCUUUUUGCUCCUGGGAGACAACGAUGGUCACUAUGCCAAGUCUUCCUCGAAUUUCAUUACUUGGUCUGUUCUCAUUUUGACUGUCAGCGAUGACCCAGGUAUCUAUGGCCACCCCAAGUAUUUCGUAUCUAUGGCCACCCAAGUAUUUUGUAUCUAUGGCCACCCAAGUAGAGAUGCGCACAAUACCUUGCCAACGAGUAAACUCAACCGUGAGCUCAACAAAUCUAUUCGGCAAUCAAGUAUGUCCACCAAGUUUAUCAAGCAAGCUCACUUCAGCUACCGAUAG
Sphaeroforma arctica JP610 is the source of this 447-nucleotide messenger RNA. RefSeq lists its product as hypothetical. Bases 1 to 447 code for a protein of 148 amino acids. The record is from RefSeq and is a predicted model, not a curated record. Lineage: Eukaryota; Ichthyosporea; Ichthyophonida. The transcript has 3 exons.